Messenger RNA from Aspergillus tubingensis, 1731 nucleotides. RefSeq names its product alpha/beta-hydrolase. The record is from RefSeq and is a predicted model, not a curated record. NCBI's taxonomy places the organism in Eukaryota, Fungi, Ascomycota, Eurotiomycetes, Eurotiales, Aspergillaceae. The transcript has 4 exons. The coding region runs from base 1 to 1731 and encodes 576 amino acids.
AUGAACAAACCACCACCCCCCAACCAAGCCCCCAUCAUAAACAUACCAACCACAACCAACCCAACCUACUUCCAAACUAUCAUCGGCAAACCAUCUCCUCUCUUCCCAAACAUAGACAACUUCCUCGGCAUCCCGUACGGAGAAAUAACCCAUCGAUGGAAGCACGCCAAACUCCGCACCCACCUCCCAUCCGAUGUGUUCUAUGCAACAACAAACGGACCCAAAUGCCCCCAACCACCCGGCGGCGACAACAGCGCCUACUUCCAAGCAGACAUCCCCUUCCCCAAACCCAUACCGGAAUCAGAAUUCGACUGUCUGAACCUCAACAUCAUCCGACCUAGCGCAACAGGUCUAUCACGCGCCGGGAUAGAUCCCUCCAUCAAACUGCCGGUUCUCGUCUGGAUACAUGGCGGUGCGGGCGCAUUUGGCGCGGGGAGUGAUCCUAUAAUAGACCCCACCCGCCUCGUCCUCCGCUCAGUGGAAUCUCGCCGGCCCAUGAUAGCAAUAACCAUAUCCUACCGCCUUGGCGUGUUCGGAUUACUUGGAUCAGCUGAUAUACUGGAUACCCAAGCACCUACUACUGAUAUCAAAGGCCUCAACUUCGCUACUUAUGAUCAGAAGAUCGCGUUGACGUGGAUUUCUACCAACAUAGAAUAUUUUGGUGGUGAUGCUGAUCAAAUUACUCUCGGUGGGAACUCAUCCGGCUCUCAUGAUGUGCAUGCACAUCUACUGGAUGCAGAUACGCAUAAAACCCCGCUGUUCCGGAGAGUCAUUAUGCACUCUGGUGCCAGGGGGACGGUGUCGCCGGGUAGUUUGGCAGAUGCGGAGGUGGGGUGGAGGAAGUUGUGUGAGUAUUGGGAGGUUAAUGAGGGUAUGGGGGGUUUGGAGAGGGUGGAAAGGAUGAGGAGCAUUCCGGCGAGGGAGUUGUUGGAGGGUGCGCUGGUGAAUGGGGUUUGUGUGAUGCCGCCGGUUGUUGAUGGGGUGGGGAUGGGGUGGGAGGUGGUUAGGUUACCUGGGGUUGAGGGUGGUGCUAAGUUUAGGGAUGGUGGAUGUGGGCGGCGUUAUCCUGUUGAGGUUAUGAUUGGGGAGUGUGAGGCUGAGUCAGCUGGUCACUUCCAAGAAAGCAACAUCACCUUCUCAUCCCUCAAAGAAACAUUCACGAAAAGCUAUCCCACUCCUGAAGCAGCCACAAGAAUUCUCCAAGUCUACGGUCUAGUCGAAGGCGCAUCACAGAGAAGCUUACUCUCUGGCCUCGAACGAUUUCGCUCAGACGCUGUCUUUCACUUAUCCAUCCACCGUACGAUAGAUGCGUUGAGGACCCAGCGCCACAAUGUAUCUGGCGAUGCAGACAGUAUCCAACACUUCCAUAUUGAGUUCGGGAACCCAUUUCCUGGACCGACGAUGGGAUGUGCGCAUCAUGGGGUGGAGUUGAUUUAUCUCUUUGAUGCAUUCCAUGAGCAGCUUGUUGGGCUGGAUGAUUUGUCUACUGGGCAGGGCGUGGUGAAGCAUAUGGAGUUGGUGAGGAGGGUUCAGGAUCAUUGGAUUGGGUUUAUUGUCGGCAGGGCGGUACAGAAGGUUAGUGAUAAGGAGGUGUUGGUUUGGGGUGAGGAUGGGGAUACUAGGGUUGAGAUGUUCGAUGAGAUGUCUAGGUGGGUGGAGAGGAAGAGGCGGCUUGAGGUGCUGGGGAGGGAUGUCAAGUCUAUGAUGAGGGUAUUUUGGGCCUUGGGGUAG